Molecule: messenger RNA, 579 nt
Organism: Lepisosteus oculatus (spotted gar)
Lineage: Eukaryota; Metazoa; Chordata; Actinopteri; Semionotiformes; Lepisosteidae
Gene: mrps6
Product: mitochondrial ribosomal protein S6
Biological process (GO): translation
Cellular component (GO): mitochondrial small ribosomal subunit; ribosome
Molecular function (GO): structural constituent of ribosome; small ribosomal subunit rRNA binding
Source: RefSeq, a predicted model, not a curated record
AUUUAAAAGAGCGUUAGUGGGGAGUGUGUGUCCUUGCGGUCUGAGGAUAUGGAUUGAUUCAUCAUAAAAUCCGUGUUUUUAUAAAAAUAGAUAUAAUAUAUACUUGAAAAUGCCUAGGUACGAGCUGGCCUUGAUAUUGAAGGCCAUGCAGAGGCCUGAGAUUAAAGCAGUUCUGCGGCGCACGGUAGAGACGCUGUUGGAGAGAGGAGCUGUGGUGCGGGAGCUGCAGAGUCUGGGCGAGAGGACGCUACCGUACAAGAUCUCCAAGCACAACAUGAGACACACGCGUGGCGGGUACUUCCUGGUGGACUUCCACGCCGCCCCGAGCGAGAUCCCCUCGCUGCUAGAUCACCUGGAGCGGGACGUUGACGUGGUGCGGCCCACUGUUGUGCGGAAAGAUGAGCAGCGAAACGUAGAACCGUGCGCCGGGUUGGAAACGGGCCUCGGCGAAAGUAGGCCUCUCCACAAGAGAUAAGCGUUUGGCCGCCCAGCCAUAUAUGGGGAUGUACAGCCGGCACCGACCAAGAUCUACAGAACGCAUUGUAUAUACGUUACAUAAUAAACAAAUGAUUUUCUUAA